Molecule: messenger RNA, 1015 nt
Organism: Caenorhabditis angaria
Lineage: Eukaryota; Metazoa; Nematoda; Chromadorea; Rhabditida; Rhabditidae
Source: the annotation of a GenBank genome assembly
AUGCCUUUCGUUGGUUUGGAGAUCAAAUGUCAAUUGGCUGGAAUUACAGAUUUGAGACCGAAUGAUCCGAACGGUUUCAGAUUUCAUCUGAAAUUGAAAUGCACAAAUUGUGGAGAGCAACCUGACACGUGGCAAUAUGUCGUGCAAAAUGUGGGUUUUUUUUCUGAAAAUAUUGAGAUGAUCAAAAAUUACCAAAAAUAUUGAAAAUGUGAGAUUUUCGAAACAGCAAAUUUUUUUCUCAUAAAUAAUUUUUACUGUUUCAGAAUUUUCAUAUAGUUUUUCUUAAUUUGUUAUAAUUGUUUUAGCGGAAUUGAGAUUUUUAAAACAGAAAUGUUUUCCACAAAUGAUUCAAAUAAAUUUUCACUGUUUCAGAAUUUCUAUGAAUUAGUUUGUGGUGUUUGGAAAUUCAAUUAUUCCUUUCAAUAAUUUAUUACCUAAACUCUCUGUUUCAAAAAUUUCGCAGACAUAGAAAUUUUGCUUGAAAUUUUAUCUCAAUCAAAAAAUUAUUUCUUGAUAAACUUUAACUGUUUCAAAUUCCUCAUGAUAAUAUUUUCAAAACUCCACACUUUGAUAAGUACUCGAAAUAUUUUGCAAUAUCUCCAGGAACUGCAAGAAAUCCCCGGAAGUCGCGGCGAAGCAAACAUCGUCGAAAAAUGUAAACUAUGUGGAAGAUCAAACACUUUGACAAUUUUGCCGGAAACUUUCAAAACCUACAAAUUGGAAAAUAAUGAGAAAUGGCAAUUUUUGGUCGUUUUUGAUUGUCGAGGAAUUGAACCAGUCGAUUUUGAUCCAAGAGUGAGUUUGAAUUGAGAGAAAAUUCAAGAUUUCAAUUUUAAAAAUUGAUUUUCAGAAUGACUGGCUUGCCACUGGUUCAGAAUCUGGAACUGCAUUUGAAGACAUUGAUUUGACCGAAAAAUCAUGGGCGGAUUAUGAUGAAAAAGCUGGAGAAUCUGUUGAAAUUCAGGAUUUUGAAUGUCGAUUUACUCAUGUUAAAGAUUUGAAAAAGUUGAAAUGA